GGCAGGCGCCGACGCAACAGCGGGCGAGCAUCGUGCUCGUGCCCUCGUUUGGAGAUUAUUUUACACGCUAGAGCAGUGUAUUGUGAGGUGUUAUAAGAAGGUUUAUUUCUGCGUGUUUGUUUUGUAUUUUUGUGGUGAGUUUGGAAGAGAAGUCGAAGAGGAUUGUGUGCUGAGACUUUUUGUCAAGUAAUCCAGUGUUGAGUGUGCCUCUAAAGUCCAAUCAAGAUAAACACCCUUUCUCAAGCGAACAUCCGAGCAAUUCAAAGCAGAAAACAAGAGUCAUCUCGAUUAAACCAUGGCACAACCGACCCCGGGCGGUUACCCUUCUUACCCUCAGCCUGGCGGGCACAGUCCUUACCCCGGAGGUCAGGGAGGUUACCCAUAUCCACCACAAACGGGUCAAUACCCACCACAGCCGGGUCAGUACCCUGCUCAACCCGGGUAUUAUCCGGGUAAUCAAGGGCAAUAUCCACCACAAGGACAAUAUUCUCAAGGACAAUACCCGCCUCAGGGACCAUAUCCUCAAGGACCAUAUCCACCCCAAGGGCAUUACCCACAACAGGGGCAGUACCCACCACAAGGCGCCUACCCACCCCAGGGCGCUCCCCCGCAAGAAUCUGCUCCUCCGAUGGACUUUCUGAAGCCGGAGACGGCUGCCAAACUGGAGGGCCGCGCCUCGCCGACUCCGGACGAGGAGCUGGCAGAGGAGGGUAGCGACCCCUCGCCGACGGCGCCGCCCAUCGACUCCAUGGACAAGCUGCCCGGCUACGAAGGACUCGACUUCACUGGAGGGGGAGCGCCUCCGCCGCCUCCUGCCGCCCUGCCCCCUCCGCCGGAGAAUUACGGCCAGGUGAACGUGCAGCACGAGGUACCCAGCACUGAGAGGAUCAGAGAGAUUGUGGCCGGCUACGUGGCCGAGCACUGCUGCUUCGGAAAGGGACCCAUCGAGGACAUGAAGAUUAUCACCGUGACGCCCACACCAGCCAUGAAGUACACGCUCGAGACCAUGACGGAGACGCGCAUCACGAGAUGGAACUACGUGCCGUGGCGUGGUGAGACCGUGCCGCCGCCCAGCGGUCCUCCGCCAGGACCCUGGGACGUGCUGAUCACCCUGGAGCCCUCUCAGUGGUUCCAGAACCUGAACUCGGUGGCGGAGGUGCCCAACACGCAGACGGUACGCGUCUGCCACGACUGCCGCGGUCUCCGGGAGACGCGCUGCACGCGCUGCCACGGACGGGGAUACACUCGGUGCAGCUCCUGCCACGGACGAGGAAGCAGAACAAUACACAACGAUCGACGGCGCUGCACGUGGUGCCAUGGUCGUGGCUCACGUCGCUGUAUCACCUGCCAUACUGAAGGAAUGGUCCCCUGUCCCACGUGUGACGCCCAAGGAAAUAUCCGCUGCUUCGUGGAGUUGACUGUGAAGUGGCAAAACCACAAGGACAUCAAGGUGGUGGAGCGCACCGACCUGCCCGAUAACCUGAUCCGCUCCGUCUCCGGUCAGGAGGUGUUUAGAGCCGAGGAGCAGCGCGUGCACCCGAUCGUCGGCUUUCCGGACCGACUGGUCAGCGAGAGCUCCUCGGAGUUGGUGCAAAAACACGGCCAGCAGUGGCCCCAGGAGAGGAUAUUCAGACAGCGUCACUCGGUGCAGUCUGUGCCGGUGUUUUGCGUCACGUACCACUACAACGGCAAACAGGACGACUUCUUCAUCUACGGAAACAGCCAGAAGAUCCACUUUCCCGAUUACCCCAAACAGUGCUGUUGUGUGGUUAUGUGAAAUGAAAGCGGCCCGUUACAAACGAGUUGUGCGGGACGAUCGGGUUUUGAGAGCUUGUUCAUGUGAACCGAGAAUCGAGAUAUUAUUUGUUACGUACCUACAUAAGCGAUAAGCAAUGAAUGGCGAGCGAAUGUCCGUGUUAGGGAAGAUGAAGACGUGUAAAGAAAUGAGUUUGUGGUGAGUUUUAUGACUGUGAAUGACUAGGUUAGGAUGCUAGAGCUGACUUCUAUUUUUGGGAUUGAUAGAAACUGCCUUUGCCUACUGCCUACAUAAUUACUCAGGAUGAAACAGUUGGUGCCUAUUAUGCUUGUAUAGAACUAUACACAAUUGGAAAUCAGCAUAAUAUAGACAAAGUUGACAUCGACUCGACAUAUUAUGUGCAUGUUGCUUAUCAUUUUUCUAGACGUGCAGUGUCCCUCCCUAUACAUGAUAUCAGCUCUCUGUCAAUAGGCAAAUCGUUUUCUCAGAAUAGUAGUAGUCGUAGACAUUGUUCUUCUUCGCCACUCACAUACGUACACUAGCAUUUUUGUGUAGACGGAUGCAUGCUGAUAAUUUGAACUCAUAGAACAUAUUUGAAUGUUUGUUUGGGUGAUUGUGUAUGUGCUAUCCUGUGAAACAAGCAUGAGUUAAGUGAUAGCCGGAACCUCAAGCAGUUUCAACAGAACAGGGAUUGACAGUAUUUGAAACCCUGUUAAUAUGCAAUGGUUCCUUGGCGGCUGCUUGAACUGGUGCACUAUUGCACUGAUGCACUGUUUUACAUCUUGCAUUGCUUCCUGUUACCACAAGAAAACAAAACGUUGGUAUCCGAUUGCCCGCCUAGCCUGUUUCGAUCAACUGUGCCGUGGAUUGUGAAUGCAUUUGUCACAAAACUGUUGCGAAAUAUCACACACGUUAUCCGUGAAAAUACACGGAAAGGAAAGACAA
Molecule: messenger RNA, 2701 nt
Organism: Amphibalanus amphitrite
Lineage: Eukaryota; Metazoa; Arthropoda; Thecostraca; Balanomorpha; Balanidae
Product: protein SSUH2 homolog
Exons: 8
Coding region: 296-1777 (493 amino acids)
Source: RefSeq, a predicted model, not a curated record